Messenger RNA from Diabrotica balteata, 1295 nucleotides. The record is from the annotation of a GenBank genome assembly. NCBI's taxonomy places the organism in Eukaryota, Metazoa, Arthropoda, Insecta, Coleoptera, Chrysomelidae.
AUGGAAAAACAAUACAAAGACAACAGUUGUGAAAGUCAAUUGUCACAACUUUACAGAGGACACGGCGAGAAGAUCACAAAUAAACAAUCACUAGAAGAGCUGAGAGCAGGUCCAGAUAAAUCAUUGCCAGUGUUCUUUUGGAUUCAUGGUGGAGCUUUCGUUGUUGGCAAUGGCUCAAUAUCCUCUUUCAACCCAAAGUUCUUGAUUGAUUACGAUAUAAUAAUAGUAACAAUAAACUAUCGACUAGGUCCAUUUGGAUUUUUAACAACACUUGACGAAAAUAUACCCGGCAAUUUGGGACUCAAGGACCAACUUCUGGCCCUUAAAUGGACACAUGAUCAUAUUAUUCAGUUUGGAGGAGAUCCCAAGAAAAUAACAGUGGGUGGAGAAAGUGCUGGAAGUAUGUCUGCCGGAUUCCAUUUGAUUAGUAAAGCAGCUAGAGGCCUAAUUAGUGGCAUUAUUCAACAAAGUGGGUCAUCACUAUCCAGCGUCUUUUAUCCAACAAACGACAGAGAACUGGCAUUUGAAUUUGGAAAAUCGUUGAAUAGUUCAUUUACAUCAACUGAAUCAAGUGAUUUGUUAGAAUUAUUACAAGAAGCAUCGUAUUCAGAUUUAAUGACUCUAAGUAAUAAGUUUACUUCUGGAAGAGGAGUAGGAUUUAUGGAUGCCUUGACAUUUAAACCUGUUAUCGAGAAUGACAACGAUGACGCUUUUAUUACCGAACCCAUGCAUGAUGAUGUAUUGGAAGGUCACUUUAAUUUAGUUCCUAUUCUUAUCGGUUUUAAUUCUGAAGAAUCUCUAAUGUUCUUAGAAGAAGAUAGAAAUGCACUAAUAAAGUACACUAGUGAUGAAGUUUUUGUUCGAUCAACAAUACGUCAAGCUGAAGCUGCCUCGCGAUAUGUACCUGUAUACCUCUAUGAAUUAACAUGGUUACCAGAUGACAGUACUCUUCUAGGAGUCCCACAUGGAACAGAACUAUGGUACUUGUGGGACGGAAUAAAAUAUGGUCCAAUUAAUGAAAACUUUCGAAAACCUGUAUUAAAAUGGUGGACCAAUUUUAUUAAAUACCAAAAUCCCACUCCAGAAUCAGACGGAGAACUUCAAAAUGUAAUUUGGCCAGAAGUACAACCCGAUGCUGUAAAGUAUUUAGAUAUCAAUUCGCAGUUCACAGUGAAAGAAAAUCCUAGACAUUAUUAUGAUGUUAAAAAUCUAUUGGAUCUUUACAUACGUCCACCGUAUAUAACUUAUUAAAAUCUAGAAUAAAAAAAUCUUGUUGUUUAUUAGAAUAAAUAUGC